AUUGUCGAUGCUAUGCUUCAAAUAGCUUCAGCUUCGAAGAUGAGAGCAGCUGCAAUCAUGAAGAACAAUGAAGAAGACCCUUUCUCAAUUACCAAAUGCAUCAAUGUUUUGGAUGAUGAGAUGCAAGGAGUAUUCUUAAUCUAUGUUGUUCGUGGAUUAGUGUGCAUGCUCUUUAGAUGGAUAGAGUACUUGUUUAGAUAAAUGUUGGAUAGAGAACUUGUUUAGAUAGAUGCUAUCCCUCAUUUUUCCAAGAAUGUAUCUUUUGACAAUGUAUGAUAUUAUGAUUAUUUUCAAUGAAGUUGUUUAUUGCUACAAAAGAAAGCAUAUACUGCUGAUUUUAGUAUUGGUUUUUUUUCUUUAGUGUUUAUUUUUUCUUGUUAUACCAAGUAAGUAGUACAAAACCAAACACCAAGCAAAGCAAAUGCCAUCAUUGUCUGUAUAAAUAAAUAAAGGCAUUGCAAUCUUGUAGAGUACAUAAAUCUUAUUUGUGCAGAUAUGUCAGAGAAAAGCAAGGAUGAUUUUGACUUAGAAUUGGAUGAGAUGGAAUUGAUUGCAGCAGCUGCAGGCUACUAUUACUAUAACACCUUAACAACUCAACCUUGUCCUAGUUUAUCACCAACCCGAGGCUGUGGAUUCAUGACUGAAGUUCUAAAUGGUCCUGAAGAUCUUUGUAGGGAGAUGUUUCGAAUGGACAAACAUGUCUUUCAAAACCUCUGCAACGUUCUUCGCCAAAAAUCCAUGUUAAGAGACACUGCUGGUGUUAUGAUUGAGGAACAGCUAGGAAUUUUCUUGAACAUUAUAGGCCAUAAUGAGCGCAACCGAGUUAUUCAAGAGCGGUUUCAACACUCAGGCGAAACUAUAAGUCGUCAUUUUAACAAUGUAUUAAAGGCAGUCAAAUCACUGUCCCGGGAGGUUUUACAACCACCACCAGUCAACACUCCUUCAGAAAUUAUUGUUAACAAUAGAUUUUUCCCUUAUUUCCAGGAUUGCAUUGGAGUUAUUGAUGGAAUGCACAUCCCUGCCAAUGUCCCAGCCAAGGAUCAAUCCCGAUUUCGCAACAGAAAAGGUUUUCUUUCUCAGAAUGUAUUGGCUGCAUGCACAUUUGAUCUGCAGUUCAUCUUCAUUUAUCCUGGUUGGGAAGGCUCAGCUGCUGACGCCCGUGUAUUGAGGGCCGUUCUUGAUGAUCCCGACCAAAACUUUCCUCAAGUUCCACAAGGCAAAUAUUACCUGGUUGACAUGGGAUACUCAAACAUGGAAGGCUUCAUCGCCCCAUACGAGGGAGUCCGGUGUCACCUUCAUGAAUUCAGAGGUGCUAAUCAGUUGCCUAGAAAUGCAAAGGAGCUAUUCAACCACAGACAUUCAUGUCUAAGGAAUGCCAUUCACAAGUCAUUUCAUGUGUUGAAGACUCGGUUUCCAAUUCUCAAACUCGCCCCACAAUACGCCUUUCACAUUCAACGGGACAUAGUUAUAGCUGCUUGUGCUUUACACAACUUCAUCCGCCGAGAGGAACAAGAUAAGGAUUGGUUGUUCUCCAGUGUGGAAGGUAUAAAAGUGGAUGUGAUGCCUGAUAUUCUUGAUGAACAGGCUGAAAUUCAAUUGGUUUCUUCGAUACAAGAACAAGUCGCAUUCUCAGUAAGAGAUUCAAUUGCUGCAGCUAUGUGGGAGGACUACAUUAAUAAUUGGGAUGAAUGGUGAUCCAAUCCAAUGCCUCUUUCACCAUUUUCACUUUGUAGCUUUCCAAUUUGUUUUGUUCUGAAGAAGAGACUAAAUGAAAAUCAAUAGGAGGGGUUUUGGCUUUUGUUAGAAACAAAUAUUUUAACUUUGAUUCAUUUACAAAUGAUUCAGAAUUCAGAUCAUGGGAUCUUUUUUUCUUUUGUCAAAAUUCACUUGGUUGGAAAUCUUACAAUAUUUGAUUUGCUCUUUAUACAUUUUUGACAA
This is a messenger RNA of Cannabis sativa, 1938 nucleotides long. RefSeq lists its product as uncharacterized. The transcript has 4 exons. Lineage: Eukaryota; Viridiplantae; Streptophyta; Magnoliopsida; Rosales; Cannabaceae. The coding region runs from base 496 to 1695 and encodes 399 amino acids. The record is from RefSeq and is a predicted model, not a curated record.